Molecule: messenger RNA, 696 nt
Organism: Orussus abietinus
Lineage: Eukaryota; Metazoa; Arthropoda; Insecta; Hymenoptera; Orussidae
Gene: ATPsynF
Product: putative ATP synthase subunit f, mitochondrial
Exons: 4
Coding region: 135-458 (107 amino acids)
Biological process (GO): proton motive force-driven mitochondrial ATP synthesis
Molecular function (GO): proton-transporting ATP synthase activity, rotational mechanism
Source: RefSeq, a predicted model, not a curated record
UAGACUGUGCAUAGACUCGGCGAUCGAUUAUGAGAUAGGCUCGAGUUGGGGAUUCGGGUCUUUCGGGAAAUCAGUUCGCCCGUCCUCAGGACUUCCGAUUUCGGUGCUGAGUUCUCCAUUUAAGAGGUCUCGCCAUGGGGUUUGGCGAUUAUCCGGCGGAAUAUAACCCAUCCGUCCAUGGACCCUACGAUCCUGCCCGCUAUUACGGGAAACAGGACACGAAGUUUUUCGACCUGAAGCUCAACGAAGUCGGGGCCUGGUUCGGAAGACGGCAGAAAACUCCGCAAGCCUUUAUUGCAUCCUGCUCAAGAGCGUUCUGGCGUUGGCAGCAUAAAUAUGUGUUACCAAGGAAGGCAGGUGUCGCGCCAUUCUUGCAGCUUACCUUUGGCAUGAUGGCUUUCUUCUAUAUAAUCAAUUAUAAGAGACUGCGCCACCACAAGAGCUACAAGUAUCACUAAGCCUUGUUAGUGAAAAUUAAUAUCCCUUGGAGGGGUAUAGUAGCGGGGCUCUUCGGGUGCACUUUCAGAAAAUCGAUCAGAUAUACACGAUGGUCGGAAGCAUUGUUAUCGUACAGUAAACACUGUCUCUUUAAUGACAUUUUUUCCCUAGUCUCUGCAAAAUGUAACUACUAAAUAAAGUCUUUCGUCAUUGAGAAAGUUUUGAGAUGAAUAGCAUCUCAUCUGAGUUAAAAACUUU